AUGGUAGUACAACUGAGGCUGAGGCUGUCACUGCACAUAGCGGUGGUCCUACUCGCGGUGUACCACACCUGCCGAGCGGACCGGCUCUACCGAGCCAUACCAAACACACCAAACCAAAACUAUGCUGUCUUCGGAGCGUCUAUAUCAGCAGAUUUGAACGAAGAUGGGUAUUUUUACCCCAAGCCAAAAAUCCCGUUCCCACCACCACCGACGCGGCCGCCACCCCCACCAUCAACGCAGCCGCCAACCCCCCCACCAACGCGGCCGCCACCACCGCCUCCAACAAUACCACCACAGCCUACUUCUGAAACUGGAUACGUAUACGAAAAGCCUCGUAUACCUUUCCCACCACCAACUACUAGGAGCCCUCCGCCUCCUCCUCCACCACCAACUACUAGGCCCCCUCCACCCCCACCUCCACCGAGUACUAGGCCCCCUCCACCCCCACCUCCACCAACUACUAGGUCCCCUCCACCCCCACCAACAAGGCCUCCUCCACCACCAUCAACAAGGCCUCCGCCGACUCAAACAACAGGCUACUACUAUAGUACGCCUAAAAUUUCUUUCCCUCCACCGACAAGACCACCUCCGCCCUCAACUGCACCCCCCACAUAUUUACCACCAACAACAAGACGAACAACACAACCAUCUACUUACUUACCGCCAACACGACCACCACCACCACCUUCACCUACGACAAGACCACCCCCUCCACCCACCACAAGACCACCCCCUCCACCCACCACAAGACCACCCCCUCCACCCACUACAAGACCACCCCCUCCACCAACCACAAGACCACCCCCUCCACCUACCACAAGACCACCUACCCCACCACCGACAACCAGACAACCAACAUAUAGCACAAUAAUUGACAACUUUAGAACGACUGGCUACGAUUACCCAACACCAAAAGUACCAUUUACUUUUCCAACUAGACCUCCAACGACAAGAGCAACACCGCCACCAACUCGGCCACCAACUACUUAUAUUCCACCUCGAACGAUAAGAACGAGACCGCCACCACCUCGUACGCCUCCAUCAACAUAUUUACCUCCCACAACAAGGCCGCCACCACCUCCUACGCGUCCAUCAACUUAUUUACCACCUCGCACAAGACCUCCACCUCCACCAACACCUCCAUCAACUUAUUUGCCACCGACAACAAAACCACCACCACCUCCCACACAACCUACCACUAGGCCACCUCCACCUCCAACACGGCCAUCGACUUACUUACCACCUCCGACAAGACCACCUCCGACAAGACCAUCUCCACCUCCGACACGCCCAUCAACUUACUUACCACCGCGAACAAAUCCGCCACCACCUCCAACACGUCCUACAACCUACUUACCACCCCCAACAAGACCUCCACCCCCACCUACCACAAGAAGACCACCUUCACCCCCACCUACCACAAGAAGACCACCUCCACCCCCUACUACAAGGCCCCCAACAUACUCGACAAUAAUCCCUGACUAUAGAACUACUGGAUAUGACUAUCCAACUCCGAAAGUAACAUUUACAAUACCUACUAGACCACCGUCAACGCAACCACCAACAUAUCUCCCUCCCACAACUCGGCCACCACCUGUUUACAUUCCCCCAUCAACAACAAGAGCUCCUCCAGUGUAUAUACCUCCGUCUACUACAAGGGCUCCGCCAGUCUAUAUUCCCCCGUCAACUACAAGGGCUCCGCCAGUGUACAUACCUCCUUCAUCGACUAAACCACCAGUAUUUAUAACGCCUCCAACAACUCGACAACCAACGACAAGACCACCCUACACGACGCGACCACCCUUCAUUCCCGACCAAGGAUACUUCUACGACAAACCUCUAGUACCUUUUAAGUUCUAAGCUAGUGUAAAAAUUUUAAGAUGCCAUAAUAAUUAUUGUGUAAUGUAUUUGUGAUACCAAACGGAGUGCUCGAACAAUAAAUUUUUAAUUGUUGUUACAUCGAUGUUGAAUUGUUGAAUUCAGUUCCAAAAUUUAAAUGAAAGUAUUCGGGACAUUUAUUUACUCUUGCUUUGUAAAUGUACAAAUAGAUAUACGAAAGUUCAUCGACCCUUUCGUGUGCUCGUAGUUUUAUAUGAAAAUUAUUAUAUAUAAAUAAUUAUUAUAAUACUCAAAAAACUCGAAUGCGUAAUCGCCACUGCCUUAAACUAAUUGUAUUAUUAAGAUUGUAAAAUUUUUUUUUUUUUAAUAAAAUGAUAUAAAAUUAA
This is a messenger RNA of Melitaea cinxia (Glanville fritillary), 2225 nucleotides long. Its product is annotated as proline-rich extensin-like protein EPR1. The record is from RefSeq and is a predicted model, not a curated record. Bases 1 to 1860 code for a protein of 619 amino acids. The transcript is spliced from 2 exons. NCBI's taxonomy places the organism in Eukaryota, Metazoa, Arthropoda, Insecta, Lepidoptera, Nymphalidae.